CCGCCGUCCGUCAUCCAAACGUGUUGUGUGGUACCUAGUCGUCGUCGUGCAGUGAGCGGCGUCGUGCUAGGCUCGGUAUCGCGUGUUCCUUGUUUCUCGUGCGCUUGUUGGUUUCUUGGUGCGUAUGGUUGGUUGAUGGUAGGGAAGGAAGCAUGUUUUGCAUGUUGCGUAUCUGCUAGUGCUUCCAUUUAGUGUUGGAUCGAAUUGUUGUUUUUGCCUAAAUCUAUCGGUUGGAUUUGAAAGUGUUACUAGUGUAUUAUGGUGAUUUGCACGAAUUAAGUUGAGAUUGAAGGCAAUUCAAUAAUUGUAGAAGAACCUUGAGGGGAUGAUUACUUGCGGUAGCAUAGAGGCAUGAAACAGCAGUGCUGUGAAGUAAUUAAAACACGCUACUCAAGUAGCUACGAUAGGUUCAAGUGCAGGUGCUAAGUGGCGAUCCGGUGCAGACACGGUUUGCACGAAUGCAAAGUGCGUUAAAGUGCAAAACUACGGUUCUAGUGGGGAAGCAUACAAUCUGUUGGGGGUACCGUGAACGGAAGCAGUGAAAAGAAAUAGAAUAUCGAUCGCUUCCUGGUGGUUGGAUGUCUGGUCUCAGCAUCAUUAUCAUCGGCCGCAUAUAGAGAGUGAGCGAGGAGCAAAGAAAAUCGAUAAUCCCAUCAGGAGUGCAGGAGAUGCCAGUGCGGAUGAUGGAGUCAUCUCCGGUUGCCAUGGUCAUGACUUCACGUGAUCUGCUGCCAGAUUCUAACACGAACAAACUCCGGACGGAAGAUUAUCCCAUGACCAGUAUGGGCGACAACCGGUUCGAGAGUAAUCUCAGUCCAAGUUCGGUGGGGGUCCCAGAUGUGUCACGGUCGCCCUCGGUUGGGGAAACCUUUAUGUCGGCUGCCACCGAUGGACCCCACUCGUCGUCGGAAGAUUCGGAUUCCAGUGAUGAUGACAUGGAACCCGAUCAUCUUAAAAGAGUUAAACCUUUGGGAUCACCUUCAUCCAACAGUAAUCCAAACUCGGCCACCGUAUUCGAUCCGGUUCCUUCAUUGCCGCUGGAGCCAAACCUGAGCCCAAUUCAGCGCCCUCUGUCACCGGGUGAGGGCCCUUCCGGAUCGACGUCAAUCUCGAUGUCGAUAGGCUCGAUGGGUGAUGAUUCCGCUGAUGGUAGUCCAAGUGAGCCAAAUAUCGUUGUGAAGCUCGUUCCAGAAAAGAAAGGAGUCUUUUUGAAGUAUUCUGAAUAUGAGGUCAAAUCCAAAUCUCACGAUACAGUUGUCCGCCGACGUUACAAGGACUUCGUUACGUUGUACACGUACCUCAUGGAGCGAUACCCGUACAGAAUGAUUCCUCUACUUCCGCCGAAGCAGCUCCUACUGGAUUCCCUCCACGAAGAGCGCCGCCACGGUCUACAAACCUGGCUCACCGUAGUCUCGAUGCACCCGGUCCUCGGCUGCUCCCCGAUUCUGGUAACGUUUCUGAGUGACAAAACGGCCGACUACCAGUACCGGAUGCAGGUCAUGUACGAAAAACAGCCGGACGAAUUCAGCCGUCUCCGCGAGGACGUCGACCUGCCAUGGGAGGACCAGGAAAAGCUUCUGGCCAGUCGCGAUCGCCUGCGCAAAAUUCUCUACUCCCUCCAAAGGUUGCGCAAAAUCUUCGACGAACAGGCGUUCCGUGCCGAGCAGCAGGCCCGCGACAUGGCCGAGGUGGACAUGAUCCUGCAAGGUCUCGAAGUGCGAGACGUGUUCGGCGAGCGGACCUUCGACGAUGUGUCCCAGAGUGCGCAGGCGGCGGCCCGGCAAUCCGAGCGGUACGUGCAACUGCAGCGCAAUGUCGUCAACGAGAGGAUCCACGUGCUGAUGGACCUGCUCGCGGCGCACAAUGAUUUAUGUCAACGCGUGGAGAAAGGAAUCUUCAGCGACCAUGAAAAAGCUCUCUCAAAAACUCUCGGUAUCAGCCGCAGCCGCUUGAGAAAUUCCAUGCGUGGUGGUAACGCAACGUCGGACAAUAACGGUUCUACCGUGGUAGCGUCUCAAUCGGUUCCCCCAACCACCAACAACAACACCAACGACCCCCCGGCCACUCCGGACGCGGUCCUGAACCGGAAGUGUGCCUUCGCGCUGCAGUGCGUCCGCAGCGAGACGGCCCUGGCCGAACAGUACCUGCAGUCGCUGCCGGCCAUUCUGCUCUCCUACGCCAACGAAGAAUCCCAGUACCACAGCAAGGUAACCGAUAUCGAGUACGUACGGGCGAAUCGUUGGAAGUAUUUCAUAAACUUUUCUUUCGCCGCAGAUGUCGAAGAUUUGGCAUCAGCUAGUAGCUAACGAAUCUGCUUCCAAAAUGUGCUAGUGGCUCCUCCGGCUGCUAGAACUUGCUAGGGUUAUUUUAGUGUCGCGAUAGGGAACCGGGGGAAUUCCAGGGGGAGAUUUGUGCGUACCUCUGUGUAUAGUCGCGUGCGGACAAUUUUGCUUCAAGGGUGCCAAGUUAUAAUUAGGGAUUAAUGAUAGAGAAAAGAAGAAAAAAAACUGCUUACAAACUGGCGUCUUAGAUACCAAAUGGUUUAUAUAACUUUAAGAGGGGAGCUACGGCGAAAAAACUUAUUAUUAGUGUUUAAGAAAUUCCGAAACAAAAAACGUAAGAAUACAUUGCAGUUGCCAUUUUUA
This is a messenger RNA of Aedes albopictus (Asian tiger mosquito), 2645 nucleotides long. RefSeq names its product sorting nexin-8. Gene Ontology annotation, cellular component: early endosome membrane. Gene Ontology annotation, biological process: early endosome to Golgi transport; intracellular protein transport. Gene Ontology annotation, molecular function: phosphatidylinositol binding. The coding region runs from base 669 to 2306 and encodes 545 amino acids. The record is from RefSeq and is a predicted model, not a curated record. The transcript has 6 exons. Lineage: Eukaryota; Metazoa; Arthropoda; Insecta; Diptera; Culicidae.